UGGUUGAUUGUCUAGUCAAUAUGGUGAAUUGUUUGGUUGAAGUAGUGAAUUGUCUAGUCGAAGGGGUGGUUGAAGUGGAAGAUUAUCUGGUCAAAGUAGUGAAUUGUUUGGUCAAAGAAGUGGUCAAAGUAGUAGAUUGUAUGGUUGAAAUGGUGGUUAAAGUAGUAGAUGGUUGGGUUGAAGUAGUAGAUAGUUAA
Messenger RNA from Ambispora leptoticha, 197 nucleotides. The record is from the annotation of a GenBank genome assembly. NCBI's taxonomy places the organism in Eukaryota, Fungi, Glomeromycota, Glomeromycetes, Archaeosporales, Ambisporaceae.